UUAACAUUAUCAACUGUCAAUACCGAGAACCGAUUUACGUGCUGCCGAAGACAACUUGAGAUGCGAAAAGCCUCAUUGAUUUUGGCAUUUUAUGUCAUUUGCUGUGCAGCACAAACGCACGCUCUCGAGUGCUACGUCUGCAGCUAUUUGCUCGGCCAGAGCGAUGCCACCUGCCUGACGAACGCGAGCGCUGUGCGCGCCCUCAACUGCACCAAGAAGUAUUGCCUGACGGUGCGGCAAGAAGCGAUUCAAAAUGGAAACAAAGUCAUGUCCUUUCUACGUGACUGUCAGGAUAAGCCGGUUAUACUGAAUGGAGUUAAAACGGAUGCCUCCUUUCGCACCUACUACCGCUCCUGCCAGCAGAAUCUCUGCAAUGGCCACAACGGACGCGUGUACAACUCGAGUGGCGGAGGAGGCGGCAGUGGCGGAGCGGGCGGAUCGGUUGGUGGCAAUCACAAUGCCAUUAUACCUGGCAAAAAUGGUUGCCUAGGAGCCGGGGCAGACAUCCUUUGGCUGCUGCCGAUGUUGUUGCUGCUGCUGCUCUGUGACUGUAAUUAGCAUAAAAUGGAUGCUUUUGAAUAUGGCAAAAAGGACAAGACAGAUUCUAAUCCUAAUGUCUUCUAGAGAUGAAAAUAAAAUGCCGCCAGCAGCCAAUUAAAACGC
This is a messenger RNA of Drosophila novamexicana, 663 nucleotides long. RefSeq lists its product as uncharacterized. The transcript is spliced from 4 exons. The record is from RefSeq and is a predicted model, not a curated record. NCBI's taxonomy places the organism in Eukaryota, Metazoa, Arthropoda, Insecta, Diptera, Drosophilidae. Bases 61 to 558 code for a protein of 165 amino acids.